AUGGAUUUAAAUAAGAUCACGGAUAACGUUCCGAAAUCGACACCACCACCACCACCAUUACAACAACAGCAAGAGAUAUCAGAUCGUUCAAUAUCUCCAAUAGUACAUCAUGACCAGCAGCAGCAAUCAAAAAACAUUGUAGUCAGCAAUGUUAAACAAGAGGUAGACGAGGGAUCUUCAUCAGCAACUACACCAACAGCAACCGGUAGAUCUUUGCAGACACCCUUUUCAGAGUUAGCCAGUCAAUUGCAGUACCAACAACCACAACAAAGCGGACAACGACGAGCUACUACUGACGGGCUUUCGCCGCGUACAUAUCUCGAUUCGACGGUUGUACCGACGUUACUAGAAGGACUCAAACUCGCGGUAUUAGAACGACCAUCAGAUCCACUGGCAUUUCUUGGACAAUAUUUAUUGGAUUGUUCUGCCAAUCUUAAAGCAGAAAACAACAAAAACCCGACACGGCCGCCCCAAUCUCAAGAGAUAUCUCAUCCACCAUUAGCAUCCAAUACAGCAACAACACAACCGUCAUUGCCUACCUCAUCAUCAUCCACGUUUGUUAAAAGAGAAUCUCAAUAA
Molecule: messenger RNA, 579 nt
Organism: Zychaea mexicana
Lineage: Eukaryota; Fungi; Mucoromycota; Mucoromycetes; Mucorales; Lichtheimiaceae
Exons: 3
Coding region: 1-579 (192 amino acids)
Cellular component (GO): Set1C/COMPASS complex
Source: RefSeq, a predicted model, not a curated record